AGCAGGAAAUAAACUGGUCGAGCUCGCUAUACAAUCUCUCAUCUUCGGCACUCAUUUAUUACACCUCCUGAAGACUUUCGCAAAACAUGAAGCUCAGCAACUAAAGUUGGAUGGUCAUUUCCUAUUUAAGAAAGUGGGCUUUGGACUCCUUUAUCUGUGUUAUCUGUUGUCUAGCUCAAACGCGGAAUGUUUCAGCGGAGGGUCUGCGUUCGUUUUGUAUUUAAACGCACACAGACGCAUUUCUUAAAAGAAUCUUUAUAAAGUCAAAUAAACUUGUGAUAAAUGGAGCGCAUUAGAGAGACAGCAACCAGUGAAGAGGACUGGAUGUCGUCUUUGCCAGAGAAACUGUGGGAUGUCCCUUUAACAAAUAUCUCAAUACCAGGUAGCCAUGACGCAAUGAGCUACUGUCUGGAUAUCACUUCUCCACUGCUCAGAUCAGAGUCAGAUACCUUCAGAUUACUGGAUAGAACUUUCUGCUGUUUAACUCGCCCAGCUAUUUACAAAUGGGCCACUACACAGGUGCAAAGCAUUGUGAAGCAACUUAACGCAGGCAUUCGAUACUUUGAUCUCCGAAUUGCCCACAAACAGUAUGAUUCUUCAAAUGAGCUUUACUUUACUCAUGUGAUUUACACACAUGCAACUGUUGUUGAAACUCUACAGUCAGUUGCUUCGUGGCUUGAAUCUCAUCCUAAAGAAAUUAUCAUCCUGGCUUGUAGUCAUUUUGAGGGGUUGGAUCACAAACGUCAUGAGGAUUUUAUCUAUUCUCUGAAGAAAAUCUUUGGCUGUAAACUGUGCCCUCGCAAUGAAGCAGUUUUAACCUUGCGCAGCCUAUGGACAUCAGGCUAUCAAGUUGUACUGUCAUAUGACGACCAAUCUGCAGUGCGCCAUAAGGAGCUGUGGCCGGCUAUCCCGUACCUUUGGGCCAACAAGCCUAACGCUGAAGCACUGAUCCAGUAUCUGGAAUGGCAGAAACAACUUGGUCGACCUGAAGGGUUCUUCGUAGCAGGCCUUAAUCUGACAACGGAUAGAUGUUUUAUUGCCUCGCACCCUCGGGUGUCUCUCCGAACUCUGACCAUGGAAAACUGGGACUGUGUGGGGAGAUGGCUGGAGGAUCAGAAACCAGGAGCUGAUUCCAAAAGUAUGAACAUCAUAGCGGGCGACUUCAUUGGACCCGUACCAUUCUGCUCGCUUGUUAUUGCUCUCAACAAUACACUGCUUUAGUCA
Messenger RNA from Triplophysa rosa, 1224 nucleotides. RefSeq names its product PI-PLC X domain-containing protein 1 (gene plcxd1.2). Gene Ontology annotation, biological process: lipid metabolic process. Gene Ontology annotation, molecular function: phosphoric diester hydrolase activity. The transcript is spliced from 6 exons. The record is from RefSeq and is a predicted model, not a curated record. Bases 283 to 1221 code for a protein of 312 amino acids. Lineage: Eukaryota; Metazoa; Chordata; Actinopteri; Cypriniformes; Nemacheilidae.